Messenger RNA from Tricharina praecox, 1296 nucleotides. RefSeq names its product SWIB/MDM2 domain-containing protein. Lineage: Eukaryota; Fungi; Ascomycota; Pezizomycetes; Pezizales; Pyronemataceae. Gene Ontology annotation, biological process: nucleolar large rRNA transcription by RNA polymerase I; transcription initiation at RNA polymerase I promoter. The coding region runs from base 248 to 1120 and encodes 290 amino acids. The record is from RefSeq and is a predicted model, not a curated record. Gene Ontology annotation, cellular component: nucleus; RNA polymerase I upstream activating factor complex. Gene Ontology annotation, molecular function: RNA polymerase I cis-regulatory region sequence-specific DNA binding. The transcript is spliced from 6 exons.
CACCACCACCACCACCACCACCACCACUACCCUCUCCUCCCAACCUCCCUCUCCUCCCCGUCCUCCUCCUCCUCCUCCCUCUCUUCUCGCGCUCUCUCUCUCUCUCGUCACCGUCCACCUGUUUUCGCGUCAGCUGUCGACCCCCGCGUUCGAACACGUCUCACCGUCCGAUCCUACGAGCUCCCGGUUACCUAGCAGUUAGAUGCAUCAGUGCUCCCCGUAGCAACCCCCAGAGAAAACAACAAACAUGUCAGCCCUUACCGAAGAAGAUAAGGCGAAGUAUAUCCCGGUGAUCGAUGGGAUCCUUAAGGCCUCCGAUCUGUCUACUAUCUCGAUAAAGCAGGUGCGCACCCGCCUGUCGGGCGCUACCGGUGUGGACUUCACGUCGAUCAAGAAAGCAAUCGACCCCUUGAUCACGGACCGCUUCGACAUCCUCCUCGCGGAACGCGACAACCCGCCCGCACUUCCGGUUGCGGAACAAGUCCCGCUCCAACACAUCGGCCAGCUUCCGGACGGCGACAGUAAUGGCGCAGAUGUCCGUGUCAAACCGGAGGUGAAGGAAGAAGAGACCGAGGAGGGCAUGUCGCCGCCGGACAUGAAGCGCAAGAGCUCGUCGGUGGACGAGGAUGCCAGGUUAGCGGCGGAGCUCCACGCAGAGCUGAAUGGCGGACGUCCGGUCCGUGGAGGCGCUGCGAAGCCGAAGAAGGCGAGUGCUGUCAAGGGGAAGCGGGCCAAUGCGAAGAAGAAGUCCAAGGACAUCGUGGAUAGUGACCUUUCCGGCGCCGAGGAACCCGUCAAGAAGAAGCGGAAGGCGAAUCCGAACAAUGCGUUCAUGAGGCCGCUCGUGCUCUCGGCGCCGCUGGCUGCGUUUAUUGGCGAGCCUCAGAUGUCCCGUCCCGAGGUCGUCAAGAAGAUCUGGGCCUAUGUCAAGUUGAACAACCUCCAGGAUCCCACCGACCGCCGCUACAUCAUCUGCGAUGACAGCUUGAAGCCUGUGUUUGGCGACAAAGUCCAUAUGUUCACGAUGAACAAAGUUCUCGCAACCAACAUGUAUAAAGCCGAAGAAGUCGCCCCCACGGCGCCGGACUCCUCUCCCGGCUCGCUACAGCAGCCUGUAUGAUCCCUUGCCUAUCUAAGCUUUCCUUCGCCUUCCCAUGUACGGGGGUGUAAUCAGUUGGAUUUUUUUUCAUAUUUUACUGUUUGUACAAGUUCGGUUUUUGGAUAUUUGCUUUGCAGUGAAUGGAUCGGAUUGUGUGAAUGGAUUCCUCUUUCCUGCAGUGAUCGAUGGAAGGGGGU